Molecule: messenger RNA, 618 nt
Organism: Hymenoscyphus albidus
Lineage: Eukaryota; Fungi; Ascomycota; Leotiomycetes; Helotiales; Helotiaceae
Source: the annotation of a GenBank genome assembly
AUGGACCAAAGCUCCCUCCAACCUUCAUCUAAAACCUCUCAACAUCAAAAUUGCGCUUCGCCUUCAAAAGAAUCAAGUCAGAGUAACCAAAAGAACAAAAAGGCUACCAAUUCUCCUGGCUUCUCAUCUCGGGCAGGAUGCACCCCAUCUCCAAUCAAAAAUACCUCUAGCAACACGCCUUCAACUUCAAAUCGCAGAAGGAAAUCGCUCGUUCCAGCACGCCAAGUUUAUAUACCCAUAAAUGAUUCCACCGACCACUGGACAGAUAGUGAAGACGAGUAUGACCGCAACGGCCGACCACGCAAAGCAAGAGUUACCGUGAAAGGCUAUCAAGCUUAUCUCGAGAAGCGAAAGAACAAAGAACAACAGUAUGACAUUCCACGGCCAACCCGCAAAGUGGAGAAGCUGUUCGAGAAUUACCAAGGUCAGACUGGGCCACCUACGGACAAUUCGACGAAGGGAUUCUGGGUUCCGAAAAAGGAAGAACGAGGUCAAUUACUGGAUGGAGAAACAGGAGGAAAAAAUGCAACUGUGGAUCGGAGUUUGCUUGAAGGUGAACUUCUACUACCUGGCCAUCCAGAGUUUCCGGAAUACGGUGGUAUUGACGCAAGCAAUUGA